This is a messenger RNA of Salvia hispanica, 651 nucleotides long. RefSeq lists its product as uncharacterized. Lineage: Eukaryota; Viridiplantae; Streptophyta; Magnoliopsida; Lamiales; Lamiaceae. Gene Ontology annotation, molecular function: protein binding. The record is from RefSeq and is a predicted model, not a curated record.
AUGGAUUGGUACACAUGGCUCUCGCAGACGAACCUCGACCCGAGCCUCGUCCACGAGUACGGCCUCGCUCUCGUCCGGAACGAGGUCGAGGACGAAGACCUCCCCUACUUCAACCACGACUUCCUCCUCAGCCUCGGCAUCACCAUCGCCAAACACCGCCUCGAGAUCCUCAAGCUCUGCGCCAAGCACCACGCCGUCACCGGCGCCGGCGGCCUCUCCCGCCUCGUCCUCGUGAUGAACAAGACGAGGAAGCUCUUCGCCCGAAAGCUAGGCUUCCGGAGGAGCUCCGCGCCGGCGCAGGCGUCGCCGUACGGGAGCCAGUGGAGCGGGGCGCUGCGGAGGAUCAACGGCGGGGGUGCGAUGUGGUCGGGGCCGCUUGACCGGCGGCUGGUGGCGGCGAGGCCGUUGGAUUUGAAGGGGCAUGAGAGGGUUUUGUACCCGAAUUGGAGCCCGAUGGUGGUGAGGCAGAGGCAGAGGGAGAGGCCGGGCUUUGUUUGUGGGAGCCCGGCUUUGUCCGGGCCGAUAGAUAGGCUCGGGCUCAGCCCGAAGGUCGGGUUUUAUAGAGGCGAAACGGUGGAAGAUGGUGGUGGUGAGUAUUAUGCGGCUCAGUCGCUGUGGUCGAUUAUGUUUCAGGAUAUGAAACCGACUUAG